Lodderomyces beijingensis is the source of this 1845-nucleotide messenger RNA. The record is from the annotation of a GenBank genome assembly. NCBI's taxonomy places the organism in Eukaryota, Fungi, Ascomycota, Pichiomycetes, Serinales, Debaryomycetaceae.
AUGUCAUUUGUCGGAGGAGGAUCAGAGUGCGCUGUGGGCAGCAACGCAGUUUCGCAGCUCAACAAGCACACCCAGCAGGACAGAUCGUUGCAACAACAAACUGCGCAACAAGGAGGAAUCAUCCAGAACCAAGGGUUCAAGAGAGACAAUUUGAUCAACGCCAGGGACAGACACAACUUGGACCAGUUUAUGAACAGUGGCCCUCAGCAGGCGGACGCUUUUCAUUUCCAGCAAAUGAGGCACGAACUAAGCGGGAUGCAACAUCGUCCUGGGCCGCAGCAGCCUCAGAUGAAUUGGUCGCAGGAUUUCACACAGCAGGCUGCGUCGCCUGUUGCAAGCAACGCGAACCCAAUCAAUUCACAGUGGGCCAGCGAGUUCAGGUCUGCUUCUCCGCAAGUGCAGCAGGCUCAGCAGCCAGUUCAAGGCUCAAACAUACAAACCAACGGCGGCUAUAAUCAGUACAGGCCCAUGAUGGCGAUGGGGAUGGGCACGGGCAUGGGCAUGGGCAGUUACCGCCCAAUGAUGAGUAUGUCGCAUCAACAGCCUCAAGCGCAAGCUCAAGCUCAACAACAGGAACAGAGUGCUUCGCAACAAGUUGACUGGGACGACCAGUUUAAAAAAAUUGAGGAACUCUCCACCUCGGAGCUCAAUAAAGAACAAGAAGAAGCUGCCGCCGUGGCUGACGACAAGGACGAUAUCGUGAUUGACGACAAGUACCAAGCCACCUUCCAAGAGGUGUGGGACAGCUUAAACUCGGAGGCGUUGGAAAACGACUUGAUUGAACAGCAGUACGAGGAGUUCAAAAACACACAAAGAGAACCUUUCCCAGCGGACAUGAACCAGUGGGAGAGGGAUUUUGCCAAAUACGCUUCAACUAGAGCCCAUUUCGGCGACUACAAAUUUGAAGAGAAAACCCAAAACCAGUUUUUGGACUUGCCUGCUGAUCAAGACCCCUACGAGAUUGGAUUGCAGUUGAUGGAGAACGGCGCCAAGUUGUCUGAAGCUGCUUUGGCUUUUGAAGCUGCCAUUCAAAAGAACCAAAACCACGUGGAUGCGUGGUUGAAGUUGGGUGAAGUGCAAACUCAAAAUGAAAAAGAAGUUGCCGGAAUCUCAGCGUUGGAGAAGUGUCUCGAGUUGCACCCAGAAAACUCCGAGGCCUUGAUGAAUUUGGCCAUUUCGUAUAUCAACGAAGGCUACGACAAUGCUGCGUUUGCAACGUUGGAAAGGUGGAUAUCGACCAAAUACCCCGCCAUUGCUGAAAAGGCAAGACAAGAGCACCCUGAAAUCACCGAUGAGGACAGGUUUUCUUUAAACAAGAGAGUAACCGAGCUUUUCCUUAAAGCAGCCCAGCUAUCGCCAGACCAGGCAAGCAUGGACGCCGACGUCCAAACGGGCCUUGGUGUAUUGUUUUACGCCAAUGAAGAUUUCGACAAGACCAUUGACUGUUUCAAAGCGGCCUUGACUAUAAGACCCGACGAUGCCGUGUUGUGGAACCGACUUGGUGCGUCUUUGGCCAACUCCAACCGGUCGGAAGAAGCCGUGGAUGCAUAUUUCAAGGCGUUGCAGUUGAAGCCAACGUUUGUGAGAGCAAGAUACAACUUGGGCGUCUCCUGUAUAAAUAUCGGCUGCUACAAGGAAGCCGUCGAGCAUUUACUUAGUGGUCUACUGAUGCACCAGGUCGAAGGAGUCGAAGGAAACGGAAGCGGAACGUUGAACCAUAACCAAUCAACUUCGUUGACUGAAACUUUGAAACGGGCAUUCAUUGGUAUGGAGCGGAGAGAUUUGGUGGAAAAAGUCAAGCCCAACAUGGAUUUGAGCCAGUUCAGAGGCGAGUUCAAUUUUUGA